CCUAUCUUUAUAAACCGGAUACCCACAAUUCCACUUUCUCUUUCCUGUCUAACUCGCCGCCAUGAAGGUUGAGUUGUGCAGUUUCAGUGGGUAUAAAAUUUAUCCCGGCCAUGGCCGGCGAUAUGCCCGAAUCGACGGAAAGGUGUUCCAGUUUCUGAACGCCAAAUGUGAGUCUGCGUUCCUGAACAAAAGGAACCCCAGGCAGAUCAACUGGACCGUCCUGUACAGGCGCAAACACAAGAAGGGCCAAUCUGAAGAGGUUACAAAAAAACGCACUCGCCGUGCUGUAAAGUUCCAGAGGGCCAUCACUGGUGCCUCUCUCGCUGAGAUCCUGGCCAAGAGGAACCAGAAGCCUGAAGUGCGCAAGGCCCAGAGAGAGCAGGCUAUCAGGGCUGCCAAGGAGGCCAAGAAGGCAAAGCAGGCAACCAAGAAACCAACCACCCAGAGUUCCAAGGCCCCUGCCAAGGCUGCACCCAAACAGAAGAUCGCUAAACCCAUGAAAGUCAGCGCUCCUCGUGUUGGUGGCAAACGUUAAUUUUUUCCUGGUGUUUUGUGUACUAAUAAAAUAUCACAGUACA
Clarias gariepinus (North African catfish) is the source of this 578-nucleotide messenger RNA. RefSeq names its product ribosomal protein L24 (gene rpl24). NCBI's taxonomy places the organism in Eukaryota, Metazoa, Chordata, Actinopteri, Siluriformes, Clariidae. The coding region runs from base 62 to 535 and encodes 157 amino acids. Gene Ontology annotation, biological process: cytoplasmic translation. The transcript has 6 exons. Gene Ontology annotation, cellular component: cytosolic large ribosomal subunit. Gene Ontology annotation, molecular function: mRNA binding; structural constituent of ribosome. The record is from RefSeq and is a predicted model, not a curated record.